Myxocyprinus asiaticus (Chinese sucker) is the source of this 5385-nucleotide messenger RNA. RefSeq names its product insulin-like growth factor 2 mRNA-binding protein 3. Gene Ontology annotation, biological process: nervous system development; regulation of gene expression. Gene Ontology annotation, cellular component: cytoplasm; nucleus; cytosol. The coding region runs from base 390 to 2210 and encodes 606 amino acids. The record is from RefSeq and is a predicted model, not a curated record. Gene Ontology annotation, molecular function: mRNA 3'-UTR binding. The transcript is spliced from 16 exons. NCBI's taxonomy places the organism in Eukaryota, Metazoa, Chordata, Actinopteri, Cypriniformes, Catostomidae.
ACACGUGGCUCGUUCAAAAAAAGCAGAAGAACUUAGUUUUUUCCCCCGUUCUUUCGAUGUUAUUAAGAGGCGGUGCCUGCAUAAUCGUAGGCGCCCUGCCAAAGAAUAAUAAUAAAAAUAAACUUUCUCUUUUUUCAUAACAGCCCUCGCCUCACCGAGGUGACGGAAUAAAUAAUUAAGAUCGUUUGAAGAGAGAGGAAACGCGAGUGCGCGCGACCACGGCGAUCUCGUCCAUCAAAUAUCUCAGUAGCUUGGAGUGAUUGGGAGAACACUCCCAGACCCUCCGCUGAGCGACAGUACGGUUCUCUCUCCAAACACUGCCCAUCCGUGCGACGCGAUAAAGGGCUGCCCCUCUGCAACACGGUCGCUCUUUUUCCGUAUACAUCAAAAUGAAUAAGCUCUACAUCGGGAACGUGAGCGAGCAAGCGAGCGCGCUGGACUUGGAAAGUCUCUUUGAGCAGUGGAAGAUACCUUUCAGUGCACCCUUUCUCGUUAAAAGUGGCUACGCGUUUGUGGAUUGCCCCGACGAAAAGGUAGCGAUGAGGGCCAUUGACACUCUUUCAGGGAAAGUGGAACUCCACGGAAAAGUCUUAGAAGUGGAGCACUCUGUCCCUAAACGACAAAGGAGCUGUAAGCUGCAGAUCAGGAAUAUUCCACCUCACAUGCAGUGGGAAGUUCUGGAUGGAUUGUUAGCACAGUAUGGAACAGUGGAGAACUGUGAACAAGUCAACACAGACACCGAGACUGCUGUUGUCAAUGUGCGAUAUGCUGCCAAGGACCAAGCCAGAGAAGCAUUGGACAAAUUAAAUGGCUUCCUAAUGGAGAACUACGCACUAAAGGUUUCCUAUAUCCCAGAUGAGAUGGCAGCAGCUGACCCCCCUCCGAUGGGUGGCAGAGGAGGUUUCAACCCACGCGGACCACCCCGCCAAGGCUCUCCCAAUUUGGGCGCAAGACCUAAACUACAGUCAGAUGUGCCCCUGCGCAUGUUGGUGCCCACACAGUUUGUGGGAGCAAUCAUUGGCAAGGAGGGCGCCACCAUUCGCAAUAUAACCAAGCAAACUCACUCAAAGAUUGAUAUCCACCGUAAGGAGAAUGCAGGGGCAGCAGAAAAGCCCAUCACUAUUCACUCCACACCAGAAGGCUGCAGUUCUGCCUGUCAAAACAUCAUGGAGAUCAUGCAGAAAGAGGCAAUCGACACUAAGAUUACUGAAGAAAUUCCUCUGAAGAUCUUGGCUCAUAAUAAUUUUGUGGGCCGCCUGAUUGGAAAAGAGGGACGCAACUUGAAGAAAAUCGAGCAAGAUACUGACACAAAGAUCACAAUAUCUCCUCUGCAGGAUCUGACCCUGUAUAACCCAGAGCGUACCAUUACUGUUAAGGGUUCAUUAGAGGCUUGUGGAAAAGCAGAAGAAGAAAUCAUGAAGAAAAUCCGCGAAUCCUACGAGAACGAUGUUGCUGCUAUGCAUUUGCAGUCUAAUCUGAUUCCGGGGCUCAAUCUGAAUGCCUUGGGUAUUUUCCCUGGUGCAGGAAGUGGUGGGAUGUCACCCUCUGUGGUUUCAGGACCUCCAGCUGGGGCUCAAGCUGCUUAUCAAUCAUUUGGGUGCAGCGUGUUUGGGGGUGAGGUGCCAUUAUGGGCCUCUGCGCUCUCCUCCAGCAGCAGCCCAGCCUUGUCUCCACAGAUGGAGUCAGAGACUGUGCAUCUCUUCAUUCCUGCUCUGGCAGUUGGUGCUAUUAUCGGCAAGCAGGGCCAGCACAUCAAACAGCUCAGCCGCUUUGCUGGUGCGUCAAUCAAAAUUGCCCCAGCUGAUGGAAUUGACACCAAGCAAAGAAUGGUCAUUAUUUCUGGACCACCAGAGGCACAGUUCAAGGCUCAGGGACGUAUCUUUGGGAAGUUAAAAGAAGAGAACUUCUUUGGACCGAAGGAGGAGGUUAAAUUAGAGGCUCACAUUAAAGUGCCAUCAUUUGCUGCCGGUAGAGUCAUUGGCAAGGGAGGCAAAACGGUUAAUGAAUUGCAGAACUUGACCAGUGCUGAGGUGGUUGUCCCACGGGACCAAACUCCUGAUGAAAAUGACCAAGUAGUAGUAAAAAUCACAGGCCACUUCUAUGCAAGCCAGCUGGCCCAGCGAAAGAUCCAGGAGAUUAUCUCUCAGGUGAGGCGGCAACAGCAGCCCAAAGGCUCGGCCACAGGUCCACCAGUUGCCCGGAGGAAAUAGAGCCACUGUGACUUCUCGGGAGACUAAUGGGAUAUGGGACACACCCAUCUCAGGAGUCAGGGAAUGUCCUUACAACCCCACCCACAUUUGCACCCAUUCCUCUUGAAGUUUCAGUGAGAUUGUGUACACCCGCACAUUUUUUUUCCCCCUAUCAAACAAAAUAUGUGAGUUAAAAAAAAAAAAAAAAAAGGAAAAUGACCCCUCUUGUCGCUGCCUUAAGGUAACUGCACAGUGCUAUAUUGAAAGAUGUUAACUUUUUGUUUCUGGAGUUCGUUGAGAAAUGCAGCAUCGAGUUUCCGGUGUAAAAGGCGUUUCAAGCCUGUUCUUGUGUGCAAGGAAUGGGUGAUAUGGGGGUGGGGUUUAAGGUCUUUGGGUUGAGGUGGGAGACUAUUAUUGUUGGAAGUACGGUGUCCUGGUAUCCAUAGUGGCAUUUUAUAAAUUCUGAUGCAUUUUAUAGAUUAAUAGAGAAAUAUAUGAAAUUAUGGAAGAAGGUGGAGCAACACUGCCACUUGUGACUGAGGGAAGUGUUGAUUGGUUUUGGCCAGGAAACCAAGUUAAUAUGCAUUUUUACCGAUCUACCUCAGGCUAGAGUACCUCAGAAAAAAAAAAGAAAAUGAUAUAUGAAAAAAAAAUCUUUUUUUUUUUUGUUUUUAUUAUUUGCUUUGUGGUAUUUUGUAUACUUUAUAAAGCUAAUAGUUCUUGAACAUUUUUAUUUUUUUAAGAAAAUGUGAAAUUUAUUCUGUAGUUAACAGAUGAAGCCUGAACUCGUUGCGCGUAGGCCUACAAUGAGUAACUGUAUAUAAGUUUAUGCGCCUUUGGUAAGAGUGGAGUUUGGGCUUCUAUGUUAUAGCUACAGAUAGGAGACAGAAAAGAAAAGCACCUCAGUGUCACUGAGGAGCCGCCACCUUCUGAAAUACCGUCAAAGUAAUGAGAACUAUAAUGCCAACUGUACAUACUGCAGCAAUGCCAUUAAAGACAAGCUAAGAAGCUAAUAACUGUUUUGGCGGUAGCAAAAGUUCAAUAUGCAUUUCAUUACACUUCAUCUAGGGUUGGAUGCAAGCAAUAGAGGUCAGGGAUAAUCAGAAUCCUGCUGUAAACCUCUUUGACACCCCCUCAUCCUCAGCGUGACUAGUUGUCUAUCAUAGAAAAAAAAUAAUGGCCUGCCCAAUUGAGGUUGUUUUUUCUUUUCCCGCGGUCAUCGUUUUUUUUUUUUUUUUUGUCUAAAUAAUGCGCUCUAUUACAUCUUGGGACAGGCUUUUUGCCCUCCCAUGUGGAGUUGCAUCAAGCCGGGCUUUACAUGGUGCAGAUAUUCAGUGUUUAAAGUGAUCGUUCACCCAAAAAUAAAAGUUCUCAUCAUUUACUCACCCUCAUGCCAUCCCAGAUGAGUGACUUUUUUUGUUCUUCUGAACCCUUUUUUUUUUUUAAUUUUUAUUUUAUUUUAUUUUUUUAAUAUAGAGUAUCUCAGCUCUGUAGGUCAAUACAAUGCAAGUGAAUGGUGGUCAGAACUUUUAAGGUCCAAAAAGCACACAACGGUUGCAUAAAAGUAAUCCACAUGACUAGUGGUUUUAUGAUAGGUGUGAGUGAGAUACAGAUCAAUAUUUAAGUCCUUUUUUUUUUUUUACUGUAAACCUUUACUUUCCCUUUUACAUUAUUUUGUUUUUGGCGAUUCACAUUAUUUGUGCAUAUUGCCACCUACUGGGCAGGGAGAAUUUAUAGUGAACAAUGACUUAAAUAUUGAUCAGGUGAGUUUAUCACCCACACCUAUCAUAUCGCUUCUGAAGAUAUAGAUUUAACCACUGGAGUAUUAUGGAUUACUUUUAUGCUGCCUUUAUGGGAUUUUUGGCAUUUCAAAGUUCUGGCCACCAUUCACUUGCAUUAUAUGGACCUAUAGAGCUGAGAUAUUCUUCUAAAAAUCUUUUUGUGUUCUGCAAAAGAAAGUCAUGCAUAUGUGAUGGCAUGAGGGAGAGUAAAUGAUGAGAAUUUUCAUUUUGGGGUGAACUAUCCCUUUAACGUCAGUCAAUGCAUGUAAGGGGUCAGGGAGUUGCACUGUUUUGAUGCUUUUGCAUAGAUUACAAUAGUAAAUGGUGCAUCUUUGGGCUAACAAGCAGUAACAAAGAUGGACACGUAAACGGUUUCAUUGAUAUCUUUGUUUAUCAUUCAUAAGUAAAAAAAGCAAAAAAAAUUAUGAACUUGGCGAGAAAAAAAAAAUAGAAUAAAGAAUCUGAGAACCAAUAUUCCUUUGUUUUCAUGCAGAAUGUAAAUAUGAUUUGAUUGUGGUAAAAGAGUGCAUCCAUGCUUCCACACUAGUAAGAACAUUGUCUACCUCAGCUGAGGAAAGGGUGGGUGGCAGGAAAUCCUUCUGUCUCACCUUACGCCUCCAGCGCGCGCAGCGAUACCUCAAGUCCCUCGCGAACACUUCCACACUGGGUAUGCGCAUCGCGCCUGGCGCUGACUGGAGGGGCACAAGUGAUCGUUUAAUUUUUUUUUUUUCCACACUUCUCUUACACCGUUUUUGAUCUACCUCCUAUUAGAAAAGUAUUUAAAUUAGAGGCAUAUUGCUAUAUGUUAGAAUCUAUAGGGUCAUGUCCCACCUGCCUCUUUCCUCACAGAAAAAAAUAUCAUAAAAAGAAAAUCAUGUAUGGCUAGUUGAGUGAGAAAUUGUUUCAUUUUUGCCUGCAAUUUAUUCUCUGCUAACUGAUUUGAAACCUCACCUUAUUGCUUUUUUCUCUCUGCUUCUUGGUUUGGUGGUGUGGCUUUCUUGUAUUGGGCUUUAUUUCAUGCAAAGGUAUUGUAUCAAAGGUCAAAAUGUUUAAUUUGGGAUCUGAUUAAUGAUGGCUAAGAAAAGUUUUUCAAGGGUCUGCUUAAUUUCUUGCUUAAAAUAUGAACAGUUAAGUCUUUAUUUUUUACCCUUUUCAUGUCUUAUGAAUGCUACAGUUUUUCCAAUUUUUGACUGGGUUCUGAUCCAAUUUCAUUUCAUGGAUGUGUUGUGUGGUGAGUCAUGUUUCAGUGAGAAUGUGAUUUGGAAUUCCGAGAUUCUGAAAAGUUCCGGAAAAGUGGUCCGAUUUCAGCAUGAUAAGCAUCAUCCCCUCCAACCGUGCUUGUACGCCUUCACACACCUCCACUUGUCAAAUGCCUCUGAUACAAAGCAAAUAAUUAAAAGUCAAGUUAGCUCCUA